This is a messenger RNA of Lodderomyces orthopsilosis Co 90-125, 627 nucleotides long. RefSeq lists its product as uncharacterized. The record is from RefSeq and is a predicted model, not a curated record. Lineage: Eukaryota; Fungi; Ascomycota; Pichiomycetes; Serinales; Debaryomycetaceae. Bases 1 to 627 code for a protein of 208 amino acids. The transcript has a single exon.
AUGUCCUUCACUUCAAAAGCAUCCAAACACCAAGCUGAACUAACAGUAAAUAAACUAUUUGCAGAUAUACUACAUACCCAACCAACAACAUCAUCUUCCACUACCAAAGACAAUGCAAAACUUUCAUCAACGCAGAUUUUAACCAACCAGCUCCACCCAACACACUCUACGACAAGUAAGGCCAAAUCGCAAAAGAAAAGAAAGCUACAAAAGGUGAAAAAGAAGGAAAUUGAAGAUAAGAAAUUCCAAAAGUUUAUCAAAUAUAAUCAUAUUUUAUCUAAAGAUCCAUCACAACAAACAGAUGCCGAUAAAGCAUACAUUAGGAAACUUGUGCGUAAAAAUACGAAUCAAGUCAAGAACUUGUCUCAUAUUGAUGAUUUUGAAGUCGAGUCCGAAUUGGAUAUGGUCAAACUGCAAUUGUUGACUGAUUUACAACCGAAACUGAAACUGAGAUUAAGAAAGAGAUUAGUGGUUCCUAGAAGCAGUAAGGGUGAUGCUGACGGUGUAUCGAAGCAGGAGUUUAUUGAUUUUGACGACAAGGUUCAACGUGGGUUGAUUUCUGUGCCCGGAUUGACUCCAGGAUUGGCUCCAGUCGAUGAAAAUGAAUCCGAAUCAGAUACGGAAUAA